This is a messenger RNA of Porites evermanni, 7996 nucleotides long. Lineage: Eukaryota; Metazoa; Cnidaria; Anthozoa; Scleractinia; Poritidae. The record is from the annotation of a GenBank genome assembly.
GCCUAUAGCAAUUGGAAGAAUCAUGGAUAACGAUGGCUUACCGAUUGUGGGACCAAAUGUAGAUUUUACACAGGUAUUGUUGCUCUGACACUUUGUAUUCAUCUAGAUGUUGCACUGCCCCCUAGCGAUUUACACUGCAAAUCUCAAAUCUGGAGAUUUUUUCUUUUGUACUACUUCUUCCCUCAAGUCAACCUCAAAAUCAAAGGGAGCUCUGGUACAAGAAUCCCCAGAGGUUCUCUUUCAUCUCUCUUGCAGCUUUGCAGCUCCAUUUUCAUUUAUUAAGCAGAAAAGAGAGAAAAAACGUUUGAGACAGCGAGACAGAGGCUAUAUUUUCGCUGUGUGAGCAGUCGUGCGAAAAGUAGCGUUGCAACCGUUCAAUUUUCUAUCGUGCAUGCGCGAAAUUCUUCACACGAUUCGCAAGCAAAAUUAAUUGUCAGGUCUGUCGUGAAAUGGUACAAGUUUCGCGGGAAUAAAUAAUUGUGACAACUCUGAUUUGCUACGCAGGACUCAUGCAAUGCUCUAAACCAGUCAAGAACAGGAAAAAAAAAACGUUUCUUAAUUUAUUCGUCCAGACUUCUGGACGGAUUUGAACAGUUGUCGGCAGAGGCUACUUUUCUCACACCAGCUCACACAGCGAAAAUGUUGCCUCUGCUCGCAGGGUACUGCUGUGUCAAACUCAAAUGAAUUUGACCUGGCAGUUGCAUGGCAAUAGCAUGGGAGUGGUUUCAAAUGUCAAAUUUAAUUCAGUUGUCGCGCCAAAUUUAAAAUAAAGAAAAUAUCGCAGUCAGGCGCAGUAGAGUCAAAACACUUAAACAUAUAUUUUCAUAAUUUAUGAAUUGAGUUUGGCAUGGCAAUAGCACGAUGUGAGAAACUGAGCCAUGCCACUGAUGUGUAGCACAGCAGACCCUAUUGAAUUUAAUUGCUGUGUCAAACUAAAUUCAAGUUGCUGAGCUGAAUGAUUUCAAACAUUGCGCAAUUGUAUACCUGCCAACUUUUUCUGAGAUAUAAGCGUGAGAUUUUUAUCCUGGGAGUGCUGGGAUUUUUGAAGACGACACGAUCAUUUCCGAAGAUUUCCGAAGAAGUCCGAGGUCUUCCGAAGAAUUCCGAAGACUUCCGAAGAUGUCCGAAGUCUGCAGAAGGCGAAGUUAUCGAGUCCCAGUCUUAGGACGCGUAUAAACGCGAGCUCACUCCCAGUGCUUUUCACUUCAAAAAUCAGAGAUUGCAAGGAAGGUAUUGUCAUUUAUUCAUUUUACACAUGGUUUUUGUUCCUUACAUGGGUCUGAGUUAACAUAUUUUUGGAAAUUGUGUCAAGCAAGACGGCAACAACUCACAUUUUUCAAUCAGGCGUGAGAAAUUGGCUCGCAAGCGUGAGCCGGCGUGAGAUCGAAGUUUUCAACCCGCAGGCGUGAGACUCACGCCUAAGGUGUGAGAGUUGGCAGGUAUACAAUUGCUGUGCCAAAGUUGAAUUAAAUCUAUCAAUAUUUUAUUGAAUUCAGCACAGAAGUAGCACGACAUUUGAAACCAGCCUAAGCAAGGUCUUGAACUCUCGAUGCAUGAACCAAGUAUUGCAAUCAAGCAUAUAAGAUCACGUGCAGAUUUUUAAAUCUUAAAAGUGUUGGCCAGACGUGCACUCCUUUUGGACCUCCAAUUUCAUUGGUUGCCAUAACCACAUGUUGAUAUGAGGGGUGCUGUAUACUAUGUUGGGCAUCAACAUUUGAUAAGAAUGGAUUAGAAACUACUGGUACGAGAUUUUUUGAAAUGUUUAAUGUUUUGAAUUCUUUUCCAGGUUGGACCAAUUAACCACAAAAGAACUUUGGCAUUUCUCAAUCAUUUUAUUACACAUUCAGUCAGAUUCUUAAAUAGAUUUUCAUGUGUGUGUGAAGAGGUGAGUGAGCGUAGAUCAGGAUUAUAAUAAUAUUGUGAAGCAGUCAUUAAUGCAUUGUGCAAAGUUUAAACUCAUCAGCAACUACCAGUAAUGGAUGAGUGUGUCUGAAAGGUGACUGCAAGUCAAAUGGAGCCAACAAUGUUAAGAGAACCAAAAUGACAUUGAAAAACAAUUGGCUUCCUGAGAAAACUUUAUGACAUUAAAAUAUCCAUAAGGUGUUACAAUAGUCCAGUUUCGAGUUUGUUAUGACCGCUGAAUAAAAGAAGUGAAGACACAUUGUACAGGCUUAGCCUCCAUCUGAAGUAAAUACAAAAUAGUGUAUAUUCACUAGGCUCUUUGCAUGACUUUAUCACGUGAUCAACUUUCGGUAAACACAAAAACAUUUCAUUUUUGAAAAAUUUUGUUAGCACAAGCUGAAAGAGCAUAUUAAAAUUAGGUAACCUGAGAAGUUUCAGCCGUAUGUCUCAAAAGUAGUGAUCACAAUGGCCACCGAAGGUUGCAAGCAUUUUUAGGAGAAAAACAACUUUUGCCAUCCAGUCAUGCUUGCAUGGUUUUCCAUACAAAUCCUUGUAAUUUCGAUAUUUUCAAAACUUUCAUGAAAUAUUUCCUUAAUCACUACAGGGUUCAAAUCUCCUUUUAAUUCAUAACAGGCAAUUUGAGCCCUUAAAUUCGUAAGAGAAAGAUUUAACGACAGUUUAAAAAUUUUAGAAUUUACAAGGAUUUGUCAGGAAAACCAUACAAGCAUGACUGGGUGGCAAAAGUUGUUUUUCUCAUACAUAUGCUUCUAACUUUUGGCGACCAUUACAAUCACUACUUCUGAGAUACAGGGCUGAAAAUGAUCAGGUUACUUAAUUUUAAUAUGCUCUUUCAGCUUGUGCUAACAAAAUUUUUAAAGAGCGAACUGUUUUUGUGUUUACCGAAAGUUACCCAAUGAAAAGAAGACCUGUUUAUUACUCUUACUAUUGUGUAUUAUUUUUCAAAUUUCAAACACUUACUUGCAGGAAUUUGUGAAUAUUUUACUUUAUGUUGAGGCUAACUCUGUAUGAAUGUGUCAUAAGUGUUUGAGUUCAGCAGUAACUUUUAAUUUAAAACUGGACUAUUCCCUAGAAAAAAUUAAAUCUUGAAGAAUUUCAUUUUAGGAAGUACAAUAUUACUUCAAUCAGUCAGUCAUAGUCAAUGUUAAUGGGGAAUCCUCCAGCCAGCCCUAAUAUGGCUUCUUUCAUUUAAUUUUAGUUGUUAGUGAAUGAGUGCAUAGGCAUGUAACAAACAGUGAUUCCAAAGGGUUAAAGAUGAUACAUUUUGACUGUCUGCUGCUGUUAUAAAGUUAUUAUAUUACAGAUAUCAUUUUUGCUGAUCAGUAUGGGCAAACAAUGGAAGCAUUUCAACAACAUACAUAAUCUUUCUAAAAUUUUAUAACUUAUUAAUAUGGUUUUGUUUGGGAUAUUACAGAAGUUAGCAGAAUUGUCAACUAAGAUACAAAGAAUUGAAAUAAUGAUGAGCAUCCUAGAAGCCAAGGUAGGUACAGUAGAAAUAUUCAUUAAUCUCCCACAGAAGGAAUUUCGAUCCAAGCUCCUCCCUAGCUAGAACCCACAGGAAUUCCAGUUUACUUAAUUCAUACUUCCCCUUUAAACUCAUUGACAAGAUGAGCUUGGGAGUGGGUGCCUUAAUUGGGAAGGGCCUGGAGUGCAAACGGCAGCAUUGCCUUGGAGGUAACCAUGGCAUCUGUUACUAAGACCCAGUUAAGAUGCUGAACUUUUCAUCAGCUGAACCUAAUUCGAAUUAAGGCCGACUGAAACUAUUUAGACCACCUGAAUUGAUUCAGACGCAGAUCUUAAUUCCAGGCGAACUAAAUUCAAAAGGAGGUGAAAAAUGCUCAUUUUGGUCACAUUUUAGAUUCAGUACAUGAAAAGUUCAGCGUCUGAAUCAAAGCCAUUCCAAAGUUGUUCCAAAGUCGAAACUCCCAGCCAGGCUAGGCGUGAAGAACAGCUGAGCCAUUCCAAAUUGAAAUAGGCGUUCCUAAUUGAUUCAGACCGAACUUUUCAUGUACUUAAUUCAAUGUAUUAGGUUCGGCUCAUGAAAAGAACAGCAUCUGAACCGGGCGUAAGUGUUCAUUUAAUGCACAAAACCUAUUUGUAGUAAGGAUUUACAACGAUCUGCGAAAGGUGACAGUUUAAGAGAGAUGAAGCAACAGCCAUUGGAUGCAUGUCAUAUUGCAGUACGUGCACAGCUGACAUUUUAAUGAGUUCAUGGUGCAACCUGCCUUGUUGUCUUGUUUGAUGACUAAUGUUUUUUGUUUGUGUUAUACAGUUGGCGUCAAUUCCAGGCCUCGAGGAUGUGACAGUGUCAACACCUGCUCCAGCUCCAUCUGGUAGUGCAGCCUCCACUUCAGCCCAAGCGACAGCUCCACCUCCUCCUCCUUCUGACACACCACAAACAGCUGCUGAGGUACAGUAAACAACACAUUAUUUUGUGUAAAAGUUAUAUUUUUAUGAAUGAUAUCAUAAUAAAUGUAAUUACAUAGUUGCUGUUUCACUGUCUCUUUUUUGUGAUAUUUAUUAGACAAUUAGAAAAGAAGACUGAUAAUUACUCUGAGUCGUAACAAUCUGUGUUGAGCACGCAUUGGUGUGACAAAUUUUCAUGCUUUAUCUCGCUGAUAUUUUAAGACAUGUUUAUGAUAUUUUCUUAACCUUUGGCCAUAUAGUAUGAAUUCAAAAAGGUAUGGGUGUUUUUUUUCUGAUAAUAGUUGAAAUUUUAAAUUUAUUGUAUAUUACUGAGGGCUCGAUGAUGAAAGGUCAGCAUUUUAAUCCUAACAGACAUGCAUGCUAGAAGAAUCUGGUUCUAAUAGUUUCAUCCAUCAAUGCAAGUGAUGGACAGGUUAAAUAAAAUUUAUGACACGGCAACUUUCCUCACAAGCAUGUGUCCACUAGUAGUAGAAAAUAGUAACAAUGUCAUAGAAGUUUCCCUUACUAUUAAACUGCAACUCCAGUCUACAUUUCUUCCACAGGGACCCCCUGCACCUCCCACAGAUCAACCAGGUUAGUGCUGAAGGAUUGUGGGAAUCUUUUGCAUAGUAGGAACUGAAUCCUUGCUCACACCAUCAGUUUCAUAUUUAUUGGGCUGCCCCUGAGGGAAACACCCAACCAAAAAAUGAGAGGCAACAUUCUUUCUACAUGUACCGGUAUGUCCAAAAAAGACAAAAUAGCAGACAAAAUUCCCAGAGGGUUUUGCGAGUCCCAUUCCCCCUUCAAUGGGACCACAUUUUGCAGGGAGGGGAUGGGUCAUUUCAGGUCGUCUGGCAAACAGAUUUGGAAGUCGAUUUUGAACAAAUACAAAAUUAUUGCUUGGGGUUAUUGGUCCUAUAUCUACACCAAAUGAUUAUCUAAAUACAGUAUUCUAUGAUGUUGUUAGCCUGUGUGGGAGGGUCAGAAACAAUGCACUCCCACAUCCCCUUGGGAAAAGCUUUAACUUGCUUGAAUUCUAUCCUUGCAUGUGAAAAGUCUUUCCUUAAGGUCUUCUUACAAGAAAGGAAUAUGCUAUUUGUAGAUCACCCCGUCAAAUAGAAACAUAUUCACUUGGAUAUUUAGAAGGGCUUUAAAUGCAAUAUCCGACAGAAAUAAAAUUGAAACUCAAUUUCCUUUGUGAGUUUUAAGAAACGGAAAACUACUGACACAUUUUAUAAGGCAGCAUAGAAUCACAAUAAUUUUUGGAAUUACCAAUCAGAUCAGAUUAGUCAUGUUAUAUUUUGGGGGGCAGAGUGAUGGGGAAGGAAGUGGGUUGUGGAAUUGCCCAGUUAAAAAUAAUGCUAAUUGUUUCUUGCUUCCAAAGACUAAUCUCUAUCAUCCCAUUAUAUUCCACGGGUUAAUAGUAGCUAUACACUCAAGCUAGUAAAAAAGUGUAAUAAUAAUCUGUACUUCCCAAAAUAAUAACUAAACCACUGCAUCAUGCAGUCAGCGGGCCAACACACCCACAUUUUAUGGGGCCUUGUUUUCUCUGUAAUCCAGGCAGUGAACUAGCAAAUUUGGUUGUUUUUCCUUGUUGUUGUUGCUGUUUGUUGUUUUGAGUUGCAAAACUGUGUGUCUUAGUAAUAAAUUGAUUGAUUAUUGUUAGCUGAGGUAAACCUUAAAAUGCAAGUGAUAAAUACUCAGGGUUCUCAUUAAGUUUUAAAGUAGACAGCAAGGAUGUAAAAGUAGGCAGCUUGGUAAUUAAGUGCUGAAGGCAGUUUCAGACUUUCUCUCCCCCUCUUUACCCGUUUCCCCUAAAAGUACUUGAAGAUGGCUUAAACCUUGAAGUAGCUGUUUUUUUAGCUGGUCGCUGGAACUUAAUGGAAACCAUGAAUACUAGAGUAGUGGCACACAAUAGCACAAACAAAAAUAAUAAAUGAUUAAUUUUAUGUAAUAAAACUAUCUGUUUGUUAACUUCAUAUUUAAUUUGUUUUUUUAUUGUAACUGUUACAGCUCCAGAGCCAGAAAAACCAAGUAAGCACGUUUGUUAUCUUUUGUUUGAACUCUUUACACAUUAUUGUACUAUAUGCAUACAGACAGAAAAGUCAAAUGUCAGUAUUAUUUUUUCUGAUAAUUCCAUACAUUUUGUCCACUUUUCCUAGCAAUGACUGUUUCCAAAGAUCCAAGAUAUGCUAAGUACUUCCAGAUGGUCAAAGUUGUAAGUAUUUGACAUAAAAAUCAAUGAGUUAGGGGCAGCAUCACUGACUGAUCAGUACAAUCUGGAGGUUCCAGGCUCAAAUCUCUCUCUCUGGCGUGCACGCACCACUAGCUGUGGUCCUCAGUGGCACCUAUUGGCCAACCCUACAAUGUAUCAGGUCUAACUUGAAUUUAUCUGUUCAAGUCACUGGGUCAUCUUCUCAACGUAGUACCAUCACAAAACCUCCACACAUUGCCUUACUCUGUCCAGGGUCAUCAAACACGAUGACGACUGCAGUGAAAACAAAAUGGCUGAUUAUUUGUUGUUACUUUUUAAUGAAACCAAAGCAAAAUUCGUAACAAUGCUGUUGUUGAUUGCAAUUCAGGGUGUGCCAAUUCCAGCAAUUGCCCCCAAAAUGAUGGCAGAAGGACUGGAUCCAAGUUUACUUGAGUAAGUUUAGAAGCCUCAUUAUGACUGCAGGUUUUAUUUAUUUUUAUUUAUUUAUUUAUUUGGUGUUGCUUUCUCUAUGUAGCAGAGAGAACUGUCCAAAAUACUUUGUUGUCUUAUGUUUCUCGACCUCUUCCCCUCCCCUUCUCCGCUUCUUUUUAUUUUCCCCAACUCCUCAAAUUUUUUGGAAUUCAACAUGGUGGUUACACAAGCAGAAACGUGGUUUCCCACACCUGAAGGAAAAGCCUGCAAUGAAGGCUGCAGUGAAGGUCAAAAGUGUUGGGACCUUCCAAAGUAAAACUGGUGACCUCCUUUCUCCCACCCCCCAAAAAGUUGAGGUCUUAGCAAAAUGGGUGGAAAUGAGUCCAUUUGGGGUUAAAAAAUUGUCGGAGGGGAGUGGAGGGAUGAAGGGAUGAAUCCAAAGCUGAUCCAAAAAUUGUCAUUAGGAAGGGUUUUUUCACUGUGUCCUAAGUUCUUUUGACCUCCAUUGUAGCAAGAGCAUAAAGCUUUGUGCAGGAUGGUGUGUGAAAAAGGCCUGAGGCAUUCAUAAGGGGGACAGGUGUAGCUCAUACUCUGGGUUGAUUUAAAGGUUAUGUAUGGUUUCUCAGGUAUCAGGUUGCUUCGCCCUAAGGUCAAUUCGCAAGUUCGCCCAGACUAAGUCGAUUCGCCCAAUGUGUAUUUGUCGUUCUUUAAGCCCGAGCAAAAGGAAUAAGCAUGGAAAGACAGUGACUCGGAGAAGUACAUGUAGGUUCACCUUGUUGUAGAGUAUUGUAUGUCAUCGGGCAAAUCGACUUAAGUCCUAGCGAACGCCUUUGGGCGAAACGACCGUAAUUCGUUUCUCAUGGUCAUUCUACUGUUGCCCUCCAUAGAAAUCCUGAUGCCCCAGCACCUGAGGGCGCCUUAGUACCUGCUGAACAGGAUGACUCAGAUGAUGACAUGUCUUCAACAUCUUCAUUCAGUGAUGACGAUUAACAAGAUAAUAGCAUAAUUGAACUGAGUGGAGUGUAAUUUGGUCUGAAAUCCCAG